AUGUGUGAUCAAGUCCGCCAGGAUUUGGGAUCGAGUUCACUACCCUUCUCCCGUCGUCAUCCGUUUUCUUGCUGGCUCUCAUCUAUGUUGAUGUGUUUCUCUGGUAGAUUCCUUGCAUGUUUUUUGCUUGGCGAGCCGGUCAUCACCCCGUUUCGAAAGCACGAUGAUGUGAUCUUGGCCUCAAUCAUAUGGUAUUCUGUUUUCUAUGCACCAUUCGACGUAGUUUAUAAAUUAUUCCUUUUCAAGCCAGUAAAAAUCGUAGCGAACAUUGCUAAGGAAGUCCAGCGAAUAGCCCAUGGAAUAGCAUAUGCAACAAAACUCUACCCCGAAUCAUAUAUAGUUCAAGAAUUAGUUGGUAUAGCAAGCGGAGCUGGUUCGGGAAUUAUGAAAAUAGCUGAGCAGCUCGUCCGUGGCUCGUGGUCCCCGUCUCAACACGAAUUGUUGCGUCCGUCGUUUACGACCAAGGCGUGCAUUUUGGCUUCUCUAGUGUUCAUACUAGAAAGGAAUAGUGUUUAUAUCACGGCACCACACGAUCUUGUCUACUUGUUUGUCGUUGGAUUCUUCGUUUAUUUCAAAUUAGCUGCCAUCCUGUUUGGCGUUACGGAUCCAUUUGCACCACUCGAAAAUCUCUUCUGUGCGUUGUUCAUGGGGGGAAUUGGCGAUGCGCUUCACAGAGCUGUUGAUGCAACAAGAGAAGAAGCAAGUGCGGGAAAAAAGAAAGCGGAGGACGAUCACGUUGAUGACAGAAAAUGGAAAAAGAAUGAUAAAAAGACUAAAUGA
Messenger RNA from Angiostrongylus costaricensis, 780 nucleotides. Lineage: Eukaryota; Metazoa; Nematoda; Chromadorea; Rhabditida; Metastrongylidae. The record is from the annotation of a GenBank genome assembly.